AUGUGCGUCUUUGAAAGGACAGCUGACUGGACGGUCGUAGUCAAAGUAGCUAACCAGCAGGUUGUUUUGAAAGUAGACACUGGAUCCCAGGCUAACUUGCUGCCAUAUUGUGUCUUUCGCAAAUACCAAGCGAAUGGUGACCUGAAGCCCAGCAGCUCCGUCCUUCGGUCAUACAGUGGGGACGUCAUUAAACACUUCGGUGUGGCCACCGUGCCAGUGGUCAUGAAUGACAAGUCUGGCACCUUUACCUUUUUCAUAGUGAAGAAGAGCAAACAAGCGAUAUUUGGACUACACGCAACGGAGGCGCUGGGAUUGAUGGUGCGUUCAAUCGACACAGUGGAUGCCCAAAGCUCUGACAAAGUGCUCCAAGAAUUCCCGCAGCUUUUCCAGGGUACCGGCUGUGUAGCCCGCCCAUACGGGAUGGUCUUGCAUGAAGAUUCCAUACCAGUGAUACAGCGAGCACGACGCGUCCCCUUGGCACUCAAAAAGCCACUGCGAGCGGAGCUGCAAUGCAUAGAAGAAGCCCACAUCAUUGAAAGGAUCAGUGAACCAACAGAUUGGGAAAAAAGUUGCUGCUGGCCGACAUGUUAUCAAGGGCUCCCAAAAAACCACGGGACAUCGGGCCCUCCCGGAACAACGUAG
This is a messenger RNA of Rhipicephalus microplus (southern cattle tick), 642 nucleotides long. RefSeq lists its product as uncharacterized. Lineage: Eukaryota; Metazoa; Arthropoda; Arachnida; Ixodida; Ixodidae. The record is from RefSeq and is a predicted model, not a curated record.